UAGAAGUGUCACUGAUUUGAGAACUCUAGUUCUUUCCUGCGUGCCUACAGAAAUUAAGGAGCGUCUCUUUUCUGGGUUACAGGCUUUGGUGAGAAAUCCGGAAGAAAGAAUGUGUGAAAGAAAAAGAUGACAACUAUGCAUGGCAAACAAAAUCCGAAGAUUAUUACAGUGAAAGCAGAAAGAGGAAGUCAGAAGAAUACCUACUACUAAAGUUACCAUGAUGGAGAGUGAAGAGCUCCUCGGGACUUGGCACUGGCAACUAAAUGCUUGGCCUCUAAGUAGCUCCUGUGACUUCUUGCGGGUCCUUGGUCAGAGCUGAUCAGUCACGCACUCAACUGCAGGGGCCAGAUGACAGAGGGCAGGCACUGCCAGGUGCACCUCCUGGAUGAUAGGAGGCUGGAGCUGCUGGUUCAGCCCAAACUUUUAUCAAGAGAAUUGCUGGACCUUGUGGCUUCACAUUUCAACCUGAAAGAAAAGGAGUACUUUGGAAUAACAUUUACGGACGACACAGGUCAGCAGAACUGGCUACAGUUAGAUCACCGAGUUCUUGACCAUGAUCUGCCCAAGAAACCAGGCGCAACCAUUUUGCAUUUCGCUGUGAGGUUUUACAUUGAGAGCAUAUCAUUUUUGAAGGAUAAAACCACCGUGGAGCUUUUUUUCCUGAAUGCAAAGUCCUGUGUACUCAAGGGGCAAAUCGAAGCGGACAGCGAAACCAUCUUCAAGUUAGCCGCACUUGUGUUACAGGAAGCCAAAGGGGAUUAUACCAGUGAUGAAAAUGCCAGGAAAGACUUAAAGACAUUACCAGCCUUUCCAACCAAAACUCUUCAGGAACAUCCAUCCCUGGCUUACUGUGAGGACAGGGUGAUUGAGCAUUAUUUGAAAAUCAAAGGUCUGACCCGGGGUCAAGCUGUGGUUCAGUAUAUGAAAAUAGUAGAAGCUCUACCAACCUAUGGAGUCCAUUAUUACGCAGUAAAGGAUAAACAAGGACUUCCUUGGUGGCUUGGAAUCAGCUACAAAGGAAUCGGCCAGUAUGAUCUGCAAGAUAAAGUGAAACCUCGGAAAUUAUUCCAAUGGAAACAGCUUGAGAACUUGUAUUUCCGUGAGAAAAAAUUUGCCGUUGAAGUUCACGAUCCACGGAGGAUUUCUGUGUCAAGAAGAACCUUUGGGCAAAGUGGCCUCUUUGUGCAAACGUGGUAUGCAAACCCUUCUCUCAUCAAGUCCAUCUGGGUAAUGGCAAUUAGUCAACAUCAGUUUUAUUUGGACCGGAAGCAAAGCAAAGCAAAAAUUCCUUCAGCCAGGAGUUUGGAUGAUAUCGCGAUGGAUUUGACAGAGACAGGAACACCAAGGGUCUCCAAAAUGGUGACACUGGAGGCAAAAAGUCAGUUCAUCAUGGCGAGUAAUGGCAGCUUAAUAUCUUCAGGUUCUCAAGACUCAGAAGUUAGUGAGGAGCAGAAGAGGGAGAAAAUCCUCGAGCUCAGGAAGAAGGAGAAGCUCUUGCAAGAAAAACUCCUGAAGAAAGUCGAGGAGCUUAAGAAGAUCUGUUUGCGGGAGGCUGAGCUCACGGGCAAAAUGCCAAAGGAAUAUCCGCUGAACGUCGGUGAGAAACCGCCUCAGGUCAGAAGGCGUGUGGGUGCCGCGUUCAAACUGGAUGACAACCUGCUGCCCAGCGAGGAGGACCCUGCCCUACAAGAACUGGAGAGCAAUUUCCUAAUACAGCAAAAGCUGGUUGAAGCUGCGAAGAAACUUGCCAACGAGCCAGACCUUUGUAAAACCGUGAAGAAAAAACGAAAGCAGGAUUACACGGAUGCUGUGAAAAAGCUUCAGGACAUUGAAAACGCGAUAAAUGAAUACCGGAUCAGAUGUGGAAAGAAACCCAGCCAGAAAGCAACAGUGAUUUUACCAGAAGACAUAAUCCCAUCAGAGAGCAGCUCCUUGUCUGACACUACCACCUAUGAUGAUUCUGAUGCCUUCACUCUUGCUGGGCAGCGACCAAGUUCAGUACCUCAUUCUCCAAGAAUUCUUCCCCCCAAGUCUCUCGGUAUCGAGCGAAUCCAUUUCAGAAAGUCGUCUGUCAAUGAACAGUUUGUGGAUACCAGGCAGUCCAGGGAAAUGCUGUCGACACACAGCAGCCCUUACAGAACCCUGGAGAGGCGGCCCCAGGGAGGACGCAGCAUGCCCACCACACCGGUUCUCACCCGCAACGCCUACAGCAGCAGCCACUUGGAACCCGAAUCUUCUUCCCAACACUGCCGCCAGCGGAGUGGAAGCCUUGAGUCUCAGUCCCACCUGCUGUCUGAGAUGGACAACGAUAAGCCAUUUUUCUCCCUCUCCAAAUCCCAAAGAAGCAGUAGUACAGAAAUCCUGGAUGACGGGUCUUCCUACACCAGCCAAUCAAGCACAGAGUAUUACUGCGUGACGCCUGUUGCUGGCCCCUAUUACACUACUCAGACUCUGGACACUCGUGCCAGGGGCCGGAGAAGGUCUAAGAAACAGAAUGUUUCGACUUCAAAUUCAGGAAGCAUGCCCAACCUAGCACAAAAGGAUAGUUUGAGGAAUGGCGUCUACACAAAGAGUCAGGAACAACCUUCUUCUAGUUACUAUAUUGCCGGGUACACACCAUAUGCAGAGUGUGACCUUUAUUACAGUGGUGGCUAUGUCUAUGAGAAUGACACUGAGGGACAGUACAGUGUCAAUCCUUCCUACCGGUCCUCGGUCCACUAUGGAUACGAGCGCCAAAGGGACUAUAGCAGGUCCUUUCAUGAAGACGAGGUCGACCGGGUACCCCAUAACCCAUAUGCAACUCUCCGGCUGCCCAGGAAGGCUGCAGCUAAGUCAGAGCACAUCACCAAAAACAUCCACAAGGCCUUAGUUGCCGAGCACCUGCGUGGCUGGUACCAGCGGGCCUCUGGACAGAAGGAUCAGGGGCACAGCCCCCAGACUAGCUUUGACUCGGACAGGGGAUCGCAGAGAUGCCUGGGGUUUGCUGGGCUGCAAGUACCCUGCUCUCCCAGCAGUCGAACAUCUUCCUACUCUUCAGUAUCUUCUACAAAUGCUUCUGGGAACUGGAGGACCCAGAUAGCUGUAGGGCUAUCUGAAUACGAGACCCCGGCACAUUCUUCCUACACCAGCUGCUAUGGCAACAUCUAUAAUCCUUUGCCCUCUCCAGGCAGGCAAAACCGAGGGCUUCUGUCCCGGAGAAUGGUUGUGUCUCCAGAAAUGAGAUCAGUUUUAAAUUCUCUUUUGCUAAGUGUAGCCAGCAGUAACAGUACACAGAGAUCAGUCAACUGGACAGUACAGAUGGAAACCGGUUGGAAGAAAGCCUGAAGAGUAGAGAGCAGAGGCUCUUUUGGCACGAAGAUUCAAAGCCUGGAACAUUAGUCUGAACUGCACUUGGACCUCUUGACCAAGCACCGCGUUCUCACACUAGUGUGCCUUGCAAAAUGUGUUCGUCUUCCCAGAAAGCUAUUUGGCUUUAGAAAGCUAAAAGCAUCAAAGGUUGAAGAGAGGACUCUUGCUGCCCUGGAAGUGAAUCACACUCUAAGGCCACGGAAAAGCCCCUGAACCACAUGCCUUUCCAGCUCCGGGCACUAACCUAACAGCAAGGUGGAACCAUUGCCAAGGACAGACUCAGCCUUUAUCAGUAGCAAGCACUUGUUAAGGGAAUAAAAGUUGUUGAAGGCAAACCGUAAAACUGAAAAGUGUGUUCAGGGUCUCCAGUAGGAAGGAAGGUUGGGAAAUUUCAGAGCACUGUUCAGCAUGAUGAGAAGAAGAACAACGAGGAGCUCCUCAGUCAUUGCUCACCAUCAGAAAGUUUGGAGUUGUGAGCCUGCGAAGAAUGACAUGGUAUUUCUACAUGGACGUCAACAAUUGAGACAGUAUUGGAAAAUUACUUGAAGAGAAGCUGGAUUUUCAUGAAGUUCUGAAUGAGUGUAAAUGUUUUUAGGAUAUUAUAAAGAGUGAUGGUUUUCAUAAGCACCAUAAAAUGGGUUCCGGAAAGACUUACUGCCGGAGCAUCCUGUAAUAUAACUUUAUGGUAGCAGAUUGGGGAAAACACAGCAGCCCACUGAAUAAUUGACAAACUCUGCUUGGAGAAUUUUCUAAGGUCCAAUAUUAUUGGGCUCCUUUUUUCUUUCUACACCAGUGGCCUGAUGGGUUAUUAUUCAGGCUGGUAACUCUCCAAUUUGGUUGUCAUUUGAAAUGGCAGACCUGACAUGGAGAGUUUUUAUAAUCAAGAGUUUGAAAAACUAUUUUAAGGUAAUACAACACAAAGAACCCAAAACAAAACAAAAGCCACAUCAUUUUAGAUGAAUUGCGUGCCUUAAAAUGGUGAACAUUAGGAAAGUAAGCAUAUUGUCCAGAUCCCACAGAGGGUUCUAAGUCACCAAGUGACAAAAACAAGAUUAGUCAUUAAAAAGGAAAAAACAAAAGCAAAACAAAACAAAAAACAACAAAAAACAAAAAAAAACAAAAAACUCCAAGCUGCAGAUUUAAUUAUGAGGCUAAAACUACCUCAUACUUCACUUGGAAGAACUAAUUAGCUAUGGUUUAUGGUAGGGUUUUUAAAAAAAAAAAAUUCCAUAUUCUAGAUUGAUCUUUUUUGUCAUCUUCACUCUGCUUCAAUAUUCCAUAAAAGGUGCUCCCCACCCCCCUUUUAUACAGGUUUCAUGUUCCUAUUGUGAAGAGAGAAGUUUCUGAACAACUUUUUUGGAACAUUUUCUAUCUAUAUUCCAAAGCAUGUAAUAUAUACAUAAAGAUGAUUUGUUAAACUGGUCCUUAGUCAUUUGUAUCAUUAAAAAUGAAGUUUGGGGAACGAAUUUGGAGCAAAACAGAAGACAUGCAGAUAAAUAAUAACUUAUUCCUUUUUGCAUAUUUGUAUAGCCUUCUAGAAACAGAAAUACUUUUGCAUAUUCUUUUACUGUUCUGACUUUUUAAGACCUAUUAUUUUUUUACAUAGGUCAAUAAACUGAAGGUGUGCUACUGAAAAUGUUUACGUAUUCUUCCAUUAUAUUCAGGGCUCAUCCAAAGCAGUUUGAAGUGUUCUACUUCAUGUAAUCCUCUUGGACAAGAUUGCAGAUUUUUAGUUGUAGUAUUACCGUAUUUUACUGACGCCAAGGUGCCCAUUUUUUCACAUUUACAUCCUUGAAAUCAGGAUGCAUCUUUUGACUGAUGGCAUGCUCUAAAGGAAUUGGCAGUGUUUUUUUCUUUCUUAGCGCUACAUAAAAUGAUGCUGUGUCUCACAAUAAAGUUGUCUUAGAACUGAUGAAAUACGGUAGUUUAUUGCCUCGCUGAGGAUGACAGAUGUGAAUUUUUAGGCUUCCCGAUCUUGCGAAUGUUGUUUGUUUGUAACAAGCCCUUCAUCCUAGUUUUGCAGAGUCGCAAACUGGUCUUUUAAAUUCAGGAAAAUGUUUCAUCUGGCAUGUAUUUGUCCUGCACAAUGGGGAGAAGGGAAUGGGAAAUGAAACGUAGGAAGACCUUAAUACUUCCGUGCAAGUAUCUUAAAUGGAAAUAGCCUUCUGUUGAAGAAAUGGAAUGCUCAGAACUGCAAGUGGGCCUGGAAAGAACGCGUGGAACUUGGUUCCCAAAUAUUUAAAGAAGGUAAAGAAAUAGAAGCACCGGGGGCUUGCUGUAUGAUUUUUUUUUUACCCGCUAUCUUUUUAGGAAAACCUCUCUCAACUGCAUUUUUGGUAUAUUUAUUAAUAACCAAAACAUGACAGAGGCAAAUUGUUCAACAUCACACAUCAAUCUGCUUCAUAUUACGGUGUAUCAUAUAGUCAUGAUAAAAAUUUGAAGUUCAAACACAAAGCAAAUAUAUAACAUGAGAACAUAAUCGCCCCUGGGAGCCUAACAUUUCAGAUGUAAGAACUGAUUUUUUUUUCAGACUGGUUAAUUUAUAUUAGUUCAGGUUUUCUUCUAUGUAUAUAGUAAUUUUUUUAAUACAGCAUCAUAUUACAAGUACAGUUUACAACUUGUUUCUUCCCUGAACAUACCUUGGGCUUCUCUGUAUCAGUAUAUAUUUUGAUCUACCUCAUAAAAAUGUAUAUUUUACAAGGUGGAUUUUUUAAAUUGCCUCACCUUCUUUGCUGUUUAUAUUUUUUUUCUAUAUUUCAGAAAAUUCUUCAAAAUCUUUCUUGUACUCAUAAAAGCUUAAUGUUAUAAGCAAUAAAGAUUCCAGAAUUGUCUCAAA
Herpailurus yagouaroundi (jaguarundi) is the source of this 6184-nucleotide messenger RNA. RefSeq names its product FERM domain containing 4B (gene FRMD4B). NCBI's taxonomy places the organism in Eukaryota, Metazoa, Chordata, Mammalia, Carnivora, Felidae. Gene Ontology annotation, biological process: establishment of epithelial cell polarity. Bases 349 to 3324 code for a protein of 991 amino acids. Gene Ontology annotation, cellular component: adherens junction; cytoskeleton; bicellular tight junction. The record is from RefSeq and is a predicted model, not a curated record. The transcript is spliced from 25 exons.